Molecule: messenger RNA, 1621 nt
Organism: Calidris pugnax (ruff)
Lineage: Eukaryota; Metazoa; Chordata; Aves; Charadriiformes; Scolopacidae
Gene: MRPL38
Product: mitochondrial ribosomal protein L38
Exons: 9
Coding region: 19-1155 (378 amino acids)
Cellular component (GO): mitochondrial large ribosomal subunit
Source: RefSeq, a predicted model, not a curated record
CUGAGGGCGGCGCGCACCAUGGCGGCGCCCUUGCUGAGCGCGGCGCUGUGCGGCGUUCGGAGCGGGCGGGCCUUCGGCACGGCUGCUGCGCUCUGCAAGCGGGCAGCCCCGCUGGGGCCCAUGCCCAACGAGGAUAUUGACGUCAGCAACUUGGAAACGCUGGAAAAAUACCGCAGUUUCACUCGCUAUUUCAAACUGGCGGAAAAGGAGAGCAGGAAGCCCCGCUGGUGGAAGACGUACUGGCAGCACACCAACCCCCAGCCAGAGCCAAAGACCGACAUCAGCCUGCCACAUGGUAAGCGGCUGCGGGCAAAGGAAAUCAAGGAAAGAAAAAAGAUCCUGAGGGAAAACCGCCAGAAUGCUGAGAUGGAGAGAGCAGCGCGGCUCCGGACUGCGCUCAUCCCCCUCGAUGAAGUCCGAGCUGAGUGGGAGAAGACCAGUGGCCCGUUCCACAAGCAGCGUGUGGCAGAGCGUUGCGGGAUAUUUCGUGAUUUGUUCAAGGGGGCCACCUUCACCCCCUGGGUUACUUUGAGGGUGGAGUACAACCAAGAAGACGAGCACUUCGUGCCAGUCUAUUAUGGCAACAUGGUGACUCCAUCUGAGGCUUCUAGUCCCCCUGCAGUGUCCUAUGAAGCAGGUAAAGGCUCCCUCUGGACUUUGUUGCUGACAAAUCCAGAUGGACAUUUAAGAGACACGGAGUCGGAGUACCUGCACUGGCUGGUGACAAACAUCCCAGGCAACGACAUCAAGUCGGGUAAGGAGAUCUGCCACUACUUGCCCCCCUUCCCUGCCAUGGGAACUGGCUACCAUCGCUUCAUCUUCCUCCUCUUCAAGCAAGACUGCCCCAUAGAUUUCAGCGAGGAUGUUCGGCCAACGCCAUGCCACAGCCUCAAGAUGCGAACCUUCAGCACGUUUGACUUCUACAGAAAGCACGAGGAUGCGAUGACCCCGGCGGGGCUGGCGUUCUUCCAGUGUCAGUGGGACAGCUCCGUCACCUCCGUCUUCCAUCAGCUGCUCAACAUGAGGGAGCCUGUGUUUGAGUUCGUGCGGCCGCCCGUUUACCAUCCUCCACAGUUAAAGUUCCCCCGCCACCAGCCUCUGAGGUACCUGGACAGAUACCGAGACACCCAGGAGCCCACCUACGGCAUUUAUUAGGGGCCUGGCAGCCCCUCGAGGUGCUCUGGUGUACGCUGGGGUGCCGGCCAGGCAGACAGGGCUGCCACCUUCCCUGCAUUCACAAAGUCUCAGCCCAUCGGCUCCCAGUUUCCCCUGUGCGAGGAGAUGGGGGUAGCAGGGAUUCCGUGGUGCUGGCAGCUGUGUGGUCAGAGGGUACUUAAAAAGGAGGUUUGUAGAUAAAAGCAAAUCUCUGAUGAGGCUGAAAUCUUGCUACUGAUUGUGUAGCAGAGCUGGUCAGUCAGGGUGGUGGGGCAGACUCACCCAAAGAUGCCCUGCCUUGUUUCUCUCAAAGGAUCGUGUUCUUUUUUUGCCCGUUUAUGGAACAAACAGAGCCAGGCCAGCCUGGAUUUCCUCCCCUCACAGCGCUGUGAUUCAGGGCUGCCUUGGCUUUCAUUUGUACAGUCCUCUUAAAGAGAUGGGUCUGAUUAAACACACUCUGAGUGAU